UUGCAGAUAUAAUGAGGAAUUGAUGAAGACAGUCAGAGAAAUGGGUGGAGGAUUAUGCGAAAUGCUUAAGGAUCGUAAGCGAACUUUUGAGCAAGGCUCAAUUAAAGCAUCUGUUUUGAAGAAAGCAAAGUUAGAGUCGAGAAGUAGUGGUGUUAUCAGUGAAGAUUCACCAUGCGCUUUGAAACGAAAAAGUUUUAUGCUGAUGAGAGCACAGCUCACCGUUCUUGAAAAAUCGACUGAACCGCUUGUUUCACUCAAUCAACUAACAUCUCGACUCAAGUACAAAUGGGAAUUGAAGAAUGUAGAAAACGGUAAAUCACUACUUCUUGUGAAUGAUGUCACUGUUUUGGAAGGAAUUUUGCCGGCAUGGAAUGAUAACGAUGCAAAAAAUUUUGCUGCAGCAGCUGCUUUAGCAUCAUUAUCAAGGGAUGACAGAGAAGUGCGCGCGAAAGCUGGCAAAUUUGAAUUAUAUAAAGAUGAUAAUGGUCCAUCCGAUUUUUACACAUCCUAUCUUAUGGAUCAGUUGAAAUUGGCUGUUAAAGUGAUGCCUACCAGUGGAAGUUCAUUUGAUAAAUUGGAAGGCGGUCUUCGUACAGUUCGGAUGCCUCUACGAUAUAUUGCCGAACGUGGAACCGGAUGGGAACAAAAAAUAUCGAUAAACGCAUUAAAUGUUCAACUAGCAAACGCCGUAUUACGAAAAGGUGAGUGCAAUAGGAAUCGAGAAAAAGAAAGGAAGGAAGAUCUGGCUACUUCAAUCAUUCAAAGACUUAGUGAUUCAGAUUUUGAACUUAUUCCGACCAACAAUGGAUAUAUACUUCGUUAGGGUCUUCACUUACAAAAGUGUAUGUUGAUUCAGUUUUCAAACAGUACAGUACUGUGUUCAUG
Molecule: messenger RNA, 885 nt
Organism: Loa loa (African eye worm)
Lineage: Eukaryota; Metazoa; Nematoda; Chromadorea; Rhabditida; Onchocercidae
Exons: 5
Coding region: 23-823 (266 amino acids)
Source: RefSeq, a predicted model, not a curated record